Pocillopora verrucosa is the source of this 2274-nucleotide messenger RNA. Its product is annotated as adenosine receptor A2b-like. The record is from RefSeq and is a predicted model, not a curated record. Gene Ontology annotation, cellular component: plasma membrane. NCBI's taxonomy places the organism in Eukaryota, Metazoa, Cnidaria, Anthozoa, Scleractinia, Pocilloporidae. Gene Ontology annotation, molecular function: G protein-coupled receptor activity. Gene Ontology annotation, biological process: G protein-coupled receptor signaling pathway.
AACGCUGUUCUCGCGCCUAGGAGAGGUUCGGCUACGGCUUAAUUUGCUCAAUCGUCGACUUCGCUCGGAUUUCUCUCGGUAGAAACACAUCUAAGGACUAUUUGCACUCGCUGGCCGGGGCUGAAUUUAAGUUUUCAACCUCGCGACAGAUUUCGGUCCAAGUUUCCAUCAUCAUCUUCCUCCUGGAAGAGGACGCUUUUCGUCAUUUUUCUGUUUUAGAACACUGAGCUUGACUGAGACUUGUUGUGCCUAAUUCGGCCUUGAUUUCUCUUCGUUCCAACUUGUAAGAAGACGCGUGUGGGCCAGGCGCGUACAAAUCAUUGACUCUGUAAUUUUUGAAUCGCAUCCAACACAUUUCGGAUCAAGUCUCCACCUUUACGAAGAAGAGAUCAACAGUGCUUUUCAGCUUCACUCGAGUUCUAUUGAACCUCACCUCAGUCCUUGAUUUUCCUUAGUUCUUCGUUGGGAUACACAUCGAACGGAAUAGAAAGGUCCUCUGAACUCACAGAGGUUAGAGGUUUUGAACUGGAACUCACACAGAAAAAGGUCAAUUUUCCAAAAAGUGUCCGCGCUUUAAACGAGUUCCACUAGACUUGGUAAAACCCUCUAUCUGUCUUUAUUCUGCUGCGAGAGACACUUUUAUUACCCGUAAAAGUUCGCUGGACAGAGUUUUGAUUCGCGCCUCCCACAAACGGUUUGUCAAUCCUCUGCGCUUUCUUGGAUAAAACCCGAUUCAUUAUCUUUCAGUUUUAUGCCAGCUAAUUCAUGAAUUACACAGAGGACAGUGAACCUUCUAAAAUGGCAGAUUCGCACUUACCUGCUGUAGUCGCCAACAUUGUCAUCGCUGGCUUUCUGUGUUAUACCACCACUAUGAUGAACACUGUAACAAUCUACGCGCUGUGGAAAACCUCUUCAUUGUCAAAACCUUUGAAAACAUUGCUUUUAAGCCUUGCUGUAUCUGAUCUUGGUGCUGGCCUUCUGAGUCAGCCAAUGUACAUCGCCUACUUGGUUGAAAAGGAUUUACGAUCCAAGAAUCCUAAGACUCUUGACGAUUUUUCUACAAUCAUAUCCAACAUCCUUUUUUUAACUUCGUUUUGCAGCAUUACAGCCUUAAGUACAGACAGAUUCCUUGCCAUUCAGUGGCCUCUUCGUUACCAAGAAAUUGUGACCCACAGACGAGUACUGAUUCUUGUCAUGGCAAUAUGGCUAACCACUGUAGUCUUUAUACCGAUCGAUGUCCUCGUGAUAAGCCGAAAAUUUCCAAGUGUCUCUACCGCAAUUUUUUUCACCAUCCAUUCCCUGUCCUUUUUUACUUCCACAUUAACUUCUUUCAGGAUUUAUUUAACAAUUAGGCGUCAUAGCAUUCAAAUUCAGACUCAAACACAGCAUGUAACACAAAAUAACGGCCUGGUAAAUAUGGCGAGGAUAAAAAAAUCCGCUCAAAGCACUAUUUGGAUUUACCUCGUAUUUUGGGUUUGUUAUCUGCCCUACUUUUUUGUAUAUGUUUAUGUUUAUGUUGAAUCUAUUCCUCCACCUCGAGAGCUACUAAUGUUCACGGUGACUCUUGUACUUGUAAAUUCCGCCCUCAAUCCUGUCAUCUACUGCUGGAAGAUCAGGCAUUUUCGACCCUCCAUCCUAAGAAUCCUUCGAAAAAUAACUAAUCGCAACAACUUAGGCGAAAGAUCGGUUUACAGCUUUGACGGAUAAACAAAGAUGGAAAACUCUGCGACCUUUUUCGGAAAUAUUCUUACCAUCAUUUUUGUCUCGCUGCAUUCGAGGCAUUAAGGUUAAAUGGGGAUCUUAUCAGCCGCUUUUUGAAAAGAAGCCAAGGGAAGGCAAGAGAAACUUUUGACAAGUUCAGUUUGGGAGCCCUGACGAGGAAAUAUUUUAAAACCGAUAUACUUCUUUAAACGGGGAAGAUGACUCACAGAAAACAAGGUGAAACGUUCUCUUGUAUUAUUAACUCAGACAAAGAAAAAUUAAAAUAUUCAUCAACUUUUAAGCGUCAUGAACGAGAAGGUUAAAAGAGGACGAGGCAGCUGGUGAAUUAAAAACCGCAAAAUCGCAUGCAUUAAAGCAACGCGUACUUAACGAAAAGCAUAGGAGAAGGUGAAGUACAGUAAGGAGACGUUAAAAAGAACUAGAAGUAUGAAUUAAAUUGAAAAGGGGUGGGGUGAGGCUCUCAUGGCUGAAGAAAGUGAAGGGCCUCAGAAACGAUCAUAAGUCUAAAAGGAAAUCGACAAGACGAAAGUUGAUAUCUUAUAGGGUAUGUAC